CGGAAUCAUUAGGUUCGUCCAAGAAACAAUAUGUAUAUAUUAUAUAGACAUCGCAGGUACCAUAUCCAAAUAUAGACAUGUUUCUACGUGAAGGAGCAAAAAGAAUCGUGGCAUGUUUUCCGUGGGCAGCGCUUUACAGAAGAACCCUUGGUUACUAGUAUUUUGACCGAGGCCGCUUGGAAGGAGAUAAUAGUAUUCCAAUAUAUGCUCAACAUGCCAGCUGUUCAGCAUUCCUACGUCACCGAGCAAGAGUAUGCCCUUGCCAAUGCUUAGGCUUAGCAACCCAAACCCAACAAUAGCGGUUGUAUGUAUAUAUAUAUACAGGUUAACUGAAGUUGCCAAUUGGAUCUUGCGUGAUCACGCUUUGCAUUGCAUAUGGGCGACUUGUGAACGGUGACCACCCCAAUUUGUUGUUGGUAGAAGGCCGACUUCCAUUUUCUUUGGCCUACGUGCAUAUGUGGGCACAAACACCCCUGCUGUCAAGCAUCGAAACAACAACACAUGUAAUGUUCGGACUACCGCUAGAUUUUUAAGCCCUUCCACGAACCAGUUGGAUAAUCCAGGUGCGAGAUGGUGUGCAAGACGAGUAGCGGCCUUAAGGUUCAUGUGGCUGAUUUCACAAUGUUGGCUGUGACCUUUUGCUUUUCGGUUUUGCCAAGGUCUCUUGUGAGAUAUCUGCUCGAGGUCAAAAUUGUCUCGGCGCGGAACAUCCCUGCAAGUGACCGACAGCAAUUUGUUGUAGGAUUGGCGAGGUGCGAGAACCCUGUGAAAUUUCGCACAAAGACGUCAAGCACCAGAGACAAAGCUGUGUGGAACCAGGCCUCCAAACUUCAGAUUGGUCAUGGGGACUUCCUGACAUUUAGAGUUCAAGACAAGGACUCUGAAGAUCCCAUGUCCUUCAUUGCACAAGCCAAACUCCAGUUCGACCUUAUGAUCCCCUCAGGUUUUGAAGACGAGCUUCCUUUGGAGGAUGUCAGUGGGAACAAGGUUGCUGGUGCAGGCCUCAAGGUUCGUGUGCGCGUCCAAGGAGCUCGCAACGCAGGCCAGGAGGCAUGAUACCGUUCGAGGUCAGGCGUGCUCAGUACAGCCUGAUGCACGACGGCAGAAGUCUAAAUUGGCAGUAGGUUGCACAAUGUUGCACCAUGUCACUACCACCACAUCAUCAUUCCCAACGCGUCAAGCAAUUCUAUGCAACAUUUUGCAACUUUCUCUGUUUGGCUAUUUGGCAUGUAUGCUUUUACAGACCGUGGGAGCUGGUCUAUGGUGUGUAUUUUCCUACGUCUCACCUGACUUGCCCAAUCAGCAGUCAGCUCUCUUCAGUGUGAGUGAGACAGAGGCGUGCAUAGACGC
Molecule: messenger RNA, 1350 nt
Organism: Durusdinium trenchii
Lineage: Eukaryota; Dinophyceae; Suessiales; Symbiodiniaceae
Source: the annotation of a GenBank genome assembly